AUGGCUAGCUACGACUACAUCAUCGUCGGUGGAGGACUUGCAGGCUUAGUCCUGGCCGCACGCCUGACUGAAGAUUCCUCGAAGCGGGUCCUUGUCCUGGAGGCGGGCGAGGAUCUGACGGCAGAUGCCCGUACGUCGGUUCCGGCUAUGUGGCCGACGCUGCUGAAUACUGACGCAGACUGGCAAUUCAAGACAGUCCCUCAGCCUGGCUUCAACAACCGUCAAAUCUCCUUCCCCCAGGGCAAGCUCCUCGGUGGAUCGAGCGGCCUCAACGGCCUCUCCUUCACGCCCUCGUCCAAGGCCAAUGUGGACGCUUGGGCCAAGCUUGGGAACCCCGGCUGGGACUGGGCAAGCUUCUCCAAAUCGCUGGCCAAAUCCUACACUUUGACCACCGCCGCAGGGACCACCGCCGGCGAUGGCCCGCUUCAGCUCAGCUUCCCCAAGGAUACCGACAACAGCUGGCCCAAGAUCUGGCAGCAAACGCUGGGAGGCCUGGGGUUCCGACAGUCUGGAGAAUCCUACGCCCAGCAAUCCACGGGCCCGGUAACCGUCGCGGACAGCAUCCAUCCUGCAUCUAAGACACGGAGCUAUGCUGGAAACGCCUAUCUCGAGCCUGCUCGCAGUCGAGAGAACCUCACCAUUGUGACUGGCGCUCCAGUGAGCAAGAUUGUCUUUGCCAAAGACGGCAGUGCAGUCACCGCCGAGGGCGUCCAGUAUGUCAAGGACGGCGAGACUCAAACCGCGACGGGCAAGGAGAUCAUCCUCACCGCCGGCGCCAUCAACAGCCCCCGGAUCCUUGAGCACUCUGGAGUUGGCGAUGCGAAGCUCUUGUCCAAGCUGGGUGUCGACGUCAUCAUUGACAAUCCCAAUGUCGGUGAGAACUUGCAGAACCACCCCAUGGCCGGCUUGAGCUUCGAGGCUGUUGAGGACGCAAAGACAAUAGACGGUCUUGCGCGCCAGGAUCCAGCUGCUCUUCAAGCUGCCAUGGCCGCUUAUGCACAGCAAUUGGGCAUCCAGACCGCCGAGGGCAAGGCUGAGGUUGAAGCACUUAUUGAGAAGCACAUCACCGGCGCAAACAACGGUGGCAAUGCCGCCUUUGCCGAGGCUCAGGCUGAGUUUGUCCGCUCCAUUCUCACCUCUCCUGAAGAAGCAUCUGGCUAUUACAUUUCGUUUUCGGGCUUCGCCUCGUUUAACCCUGACGGAACAAUGGCAGCACCGCCCCCGGGGACUGAGAAGUACUUCUCCGUUGCUCUGUUGCUUACGCAUCCCCUCUCCAGAGGGUCUGUCCACAUCAACUCUGCCUCUCAGUCAUCGACAGACCUCACCAUUGACCCUCAGUACUUCUCACACCCUCUGGAUCUCGAGAUCCUCGCCCGUCAUCUUCGCUUCGUCGAGUCCCUUGCCAGUGCCGAGCCUCUGGCCAGCCACCUCAAGGCCGGCGGCAAACGCAACCCUGCCGCCCAAUCAGCCGGCACCUUUUCCGCGGACUCUGGCCUCGAAAAGGCAAAAGAGUACCUGCGUCAGACCACAGUGGGCGCCCACCACUUCACCGGCACUUGCUCCAUGAUGCCCAAGGACUUGGGGGGUGUCGUGGAUGCUCAACUCCGGCUUUACGGAUGCCCUAACCUGAGAGUGGCAGAUGCGAGCAUCAUUCCGCUGACGCCUCGGGCAAAUCCCCAAGCGACUGUGUACGGUGUGGCCGAGCAUGCGGCAUCCAUUAUCAAGGGUGGACUUUAG
Messenger RNA from Trichoderma breve, 1737 nucleotides. RefSeq names its product GMC oxidoreductase domain-containing protein. The transcript has 3 exons. Gene Ontology annotation, molecular function: flavin adenine dinucleotide binding; oxidoreductase activity, acting on CH-OH group of donors. The record is from RefSeq and is a predicted model, not a curated record. Lineage: Eukaryota; Fungi; Ascomycota; Sordariomycetes; Hypocreales; Hypocreaceae. The coding region runs from base 1 to 1737 and encodes 578 amino acids.